CGCCGGGGUUGGCGGCGGCGCCAUUUUGAAUUGGCUGAGGGUCGGAGGCGGCGGCUGCCGAGCAGGGUUCCGCGUCCCCCGAGGGAGAGCCCGCGAGGAAGGAGCGGAUAUGGCCGCGAAUAGGAACUUGAAGCAAGUGCGGAUCGAAAACAGCUCCCCAGCGGUGCCGCUGGGCAUGGUGGGGGGCGGCGGCGGCGGCAACCUGAAGGGAUUGCGCGGCCUAGAAGCGGAGAGUGAGGCGGCGGCGGCCAUGGCUCUGGUGCCGAGCAAAGAAGGUGGCGGAGAUGAGGAGCAGGAGGUUGGCUUCACCAUCGAUAUCAAGAGCUUUCUCAAACCAGGCGAGAAGAGCUACACGCAGCGUUGCCGGCUCUUCGUGGGGAAUCUGCCUACUGAUAUCACCGAGGAGGAUUUCAAGCGCCUUUUCGAGCGCUACGGGGAGCCCAGCGAGGUGUUCAUCAAUCGGGACCGUGGCUUCGGCUUCAUCCGCCUGGAAUCUAGGACCUUGGCUGAAAUAGCAAAGGCAGAACUUGAUGGUACUAUUUUGAAGAGCAGGCCACUUCGAAUUCGAUUUGCUACCCAUGGAGCUGCCUUAACUGUGAAGAAUCUGUCGCCUGUGGUUUCCAAUGAGCUGCUGGAACAAGCAUUCUCGCAAUUCGGGCCAGUGGAAAGAGCGGUUGUUGUAGUAGAUGAUCGUGGCAGAGCUACAGGGAAAGGUUUUGUAGAGUUUGCAGCAAAACCUCCAGCACGGAAAGCUCUAGAAAGAUGCAGUGAUGGGGCAUUCUUGCUUACAACAACACCUCGACCUGUUGUUGUAGAACCAAUGGAGCAAUUUGAUGAUGAGGAUGGACUCCCUGAGAAGCUAAUGCAAAAAACACAACAGUACCACAAGGAAAGAGAACAGCCUCCACGCUUUGCUCAGCCUGGAACAUUUGAGUUUGAGUAUGCUUCACGGUGGAAGGCUCUUGAUGAGAUGGAAAAGCAGCAGCGUGAACAGGUCGACAGGAACAUUAGAGAAGCCAAAGAGAAACUUGAGGCAGAAAUGGAAGCUGCUAGACAUGAGCAUCAGCUAAUGCUGAUGAGGCAAGAUCUCAUGCGUCGUCAGGAAGAAUUGAGGCGCUUGGAAGAACUUCGAAACCAAGAACUUCAAAAACGGAAGCAGAUACAACUGAGGCAUGAAGAAGAGCACAGACGUCGGGAAGAAGAGAUGCUACGCCAGAGGGAACAGGAGGAAUUACGACGACAGCAGGAGGGAGGAUUUAAGCCAAAUUUCAUGGACAAUAGAGAACAGGAAAUGAGAAUGGGUGAUAUGGGUCCUCGUGGAGCAAUAAACAUGGGAGAUGCGUUUAGCCCAGCACCUGCUGGUAACCAAGGCCCUCCUCCAAUGAUGGGUAUGAAUAUGAACAACAGAGGAACUUUACCUGGCCCUGCAAUGGGUCCUGGUCCUUCCAUGGGACCAGAAGGAGCUGCAAAUAUGGGAACACCAAUGAUGCCAGAUAAUGGAACAGUGCAUAAUGAGAGAUUCCCUCAAGGAGGCCCAUCCCAGAUGGGUUCACCUCUGGUUAGUAGAACGGGCUCUGAAACUCCUCAGCCGCCAAUGAGUGGUGUAGGUGCCGUGAGUGGUGGACCUGGUGGCUUUGGUAGAGGAAACCCAGGGGGCAACUUUGAAGGACCUAACAAGCGUCGCAGAUACUAAACCUUAAUUCAUUCCUUACUGUUUUAGAAAUUCCAGUAAAAUUAUACAGUGAUAUGCCUUUAUAAUUUUAGCUGUUAUCUGGAAACGGUUCUAUUGUUAUUGUAGUCUUUAAAACAGUUUCUUUUGUAAAACUUUUUUUGUAUUCAGUCAUAGGCUUUGUAGUAUAGAGCAGAAAUGAUGCGGAUCAUUAUGUAAGGCAAUGUGUUUGUGACUCUAGCAAAAUGCAAUGUGUGACUAUGCUGUAAAACGUGCAGUUAUCUGAUUACAAUAAAACAAAAAUCACUGGAAAGGAUUUUGGGAAUGUUAUUACUAAUACUGAGUAAGAAUAAUUUUAUGCUUAAUUAUAAGUGGCAUAUUUUUUAUUUUUACAUAGUUUCUACUAUGUGUCAAGAAAGUUGCAUUCUUAAUAGUGUUUAGCUGAACUGCAUGGUGCAGUACAUACUAUGGAAAACUUAAAACACAACUGCUUUUGUUUUGAAUUUCGAAGAGCAUAAAAUUUUAUACAAACUGUUCUCAAAGAUGCUGUGUCCUUGCAUCUUAAUCCACCAUUGCAAACUUAGUCACAGUAGGCUUAUCAACAGAGGUUAUCUGUCCGACAAACUAUUAGAAAAUUUAAUUUGGGGAGGGAAAAAAGCAACUUCGGAAAGGAAUCUCUAUGUAUGCUUUAUUCAUAACAGUAUGAGUGAAUUUAUCUAACCAUAUUUAUAGAGGAGAAAAUUGGUUGUGACAUCUGUGUGUUCUGCUGACAGUUGAAGUAUCUCCCAUUGCAAGGAAGGAGACAUUUCUGCACGCUGGUCGAAAGCUUUCCUCUCUGUUUGCACAUCAUAAUUAAUAAGUAUACAUUUUACCUAGUGGUUGGUUUGAAUAAAAAUAUGUCUGUUAUCAGUGAGUAACUGUUUAAUUUGGAAGCAAAUAUAAAUGUUCACUUAUAGUUGAGUAACACGCAUUUGGAAGGAUUGCACAUAAAUAUUCUUCAGAGAGGUUUUACAGAACAAGGAAUCUGGAAAAUCCCAUUUACAGCACAACUCAGGGUUGAUUUGCUGAUUGAGCUUUAAGAUAAAACUGGUAGUAAAGCUAUUAGGAACCUUAUUAUGAUUUGGUUUUGUCAGUCUUGGAAGAUGAUGGAAAAGACCUAUUGGUUCUAUUCCUGUAAUGGCAAAUAAGUAGGGAUAUUGGUUGGUUACUAUUACUCUUUUUCCUGUGCAAAAUAGUUGUAAAAUAGUACUGAUCCUUUUUAUCAGUUCAUGUACGUUUUCAGAGGUAGACAUAACUAAAUUUUUUUUGCACUAAUUGUGCUGCUAUAUUGGUUAAAAACUGAUUUGAAAUAACCUGGUGCCCUAAUAACAUCCAGAUGGUAUAUACAUAGCUCAGCAUGGGAUGCAAACAGCAGAGAGGGCUUGUGUGUUACUUGUUAAUGUGGCGGUGAUUGGCUUGGUGGAUUGAAUUUUGAGCAAGUGAUUAACAAGAAAACUGCAAUAUUGCUGGCAUGUUGGAAAUACACUGUUACUUAAAUUGCCUGUGUGAUAUGGCUUAAGAUACUGUUUCCUUACAAUUCAGGAGUUAUAACUGAGUAUGUAGGUUCUCACUUGUGACAUCUGUACCUGCUAAGCAUUUUUCUUUAUAUUGUCUUUAAUGUUGCCAUUUUUUGCUUGACUUAACACAUGCCACACUUUGCAAUACAAUACUGAGUUACCUUUAGUCUGGAAUACUCUUUCGUCUUGGUAUAUGUAUCACAUUAUAGCACUCAUUCUUAAAGUAAACCUCAACCAAACUGCAAAUGGUUUUCCUUUACACACUGGUCCUAAACCUCAAGAUUUGGGAAAACUACUGUUUUUUGACUGCUGUAGACUAGUGCUUGCAUAUGGCAACUAGUUAAGCUCUCUGCUCUAGUGUCCUUUAUGCAGUUGAAAAUGCAGUUUACAUUGGUAUCUAGUAAAGUGUCUAAAUAAGAGAUUACUUUUUUCCUAAUAUUUUCUGCCCUUGUACAUUAAUUUUUUUUUUGGGGAUUGAGGAAGUAUUGGUGUGAAUUGAUAGUUCUCAACUGUAAAGCUGUACAGGGAACAUGUUUUAAGUACAAAUUAAACUGGAUUCAAAAGGUUGGUUCAUUUUCUUCAAAGGAAAAGGCUGUGUUGUGCAGGCCUUUUAGCUAGCUCCUGUAUAUUUCUUUAGCUAUGUAAACCCUCCUCCUUAUAAUAUCUGGGUGUGUUUCAGACGAACAUUAAAUCUACUGAAUCUACAGAAGUCUUUAAUACUUUCUGUGCCAGCUUCAUGCUGUCUUAAGUGCAUGUUUGUUGCACUGUGGUUUUGGUAGCAAGUGGAGAUAUGUGUGUAUUUGAAAGUUAUUUUAGGUUUUAUUGAACAUUAGUGAUUGUCAUUCCACAGUUGUGACCUGCCCUUCCUGUAAACCUCUGACUUGGAUGGCUCUGCUGCAUGGUAGCAGUGGAUUUGUCAGCUGUCCUUACUGCAGAAAAUAAUUUAAUCUAUUUUUAAAUGUCUGUGAACCAAGUCCUAACAAAUAAAUACUGAAAUGUAUUUUUGGGCAGAUUGUAAGGAGUUAAUGAGGAAUGCCUUUUGUAGCUGAUGACAUGCUGCUGGGUUCAGCUCUUAAAAGUUUUCUUUGGGCUGCUUGGCUUAACUCUAAAGGCAGUGCUUCUCAUUUUGCCAAAUGUGGUAGUAACUGAUCCUAGCUAUACAAUAAACAUCUAAUUUUAUUGAAAAAGGAAUGGUCCCAAAUUGUUUCUUUAAAAUGUGUAGAUGUGGCCAACCAGUGUUUUUGCAUGAAGGUUCUGCCCUUCUGCUAAAGCGAAUAAUUUUUCUUGAUCCUCAUCUGGUGGAGCAGUUUAUAAUUUUUCUGUAUACACAAGUACUCAAGUUUUUAACUACAUUUGCACUGUUUGACUGGAAAGUACAGUGAAGUCCUGACACACUGCUAUAUGCUAUGCUAAAACAAGUGGGCUUGGAAUAUAUGUGAAUCUGCCAACUACAGUGCAAUUACUUUUUGAGCUUUUACAUUAUUCUGAAGUUUCAUAUUCCUCAACUACCUAAUUUUCCAGUGAGAUACAGUUUUGGUACUUAAAGAUAACAAAGCUUUACUACUCCAUUUAAGUUAUACAUUGUUCUGACCAAUGUGCUCAUUAAAUAAAGCAUGUUGAUAUCUUGAAAAAAUUUGUGGUAACAUUAAUAUACUUUACUGUAUUAAUUUCCUAAGAAAACCACAAACUACUGUGGAUUACCCAGAAAGAAAAUUCCUGAUGUGCAGUUGUUUUAUCUGUUGUCUAUGGUUUUUUUAUGCAGUUGUGCAUAAAGAUAUAAUAAGCUGGGAGAUUUUUACUAGAACAAAAUUUAAAAUAGUUGGCAAGAAGACAGUAUGAAUUAAAUAAUUAAUUUUAAGCAUAAGCCAGUAGGAUUUUAUGGAAUUCAUAGGAGCAUUCUGAUAUAAGGUACGCUGCCAUAUUCACCAAAUUAAUUUCCCUCUUUUCCACUCUUGAUUUCAGAUAUAGAAUAAUUUGUAAUUACAAAUACUUUGAAAGGUACUACAAACACAGUGACAGUUAUGAACUAUGUCUUGCUAAACAAGUUGCAAUCUCCCUUGAGAUAACUUGGCUCAGAAAUGCUGAAAUAAGCAAUCUAAAGGUAGAUUCUCAAAUGAAAACCAAAACCUUGUAGGCCUUUUUGAAGGGAGAAAAUAUGCUUAGAGGUCAGAUUCAGCAAUUAAUGGGUGUGCUCUGGUGGCAUGUAGUUCAUUUUACUUAAGUGUAUUGCAGAAACAAAUUUUUUUGAGUACUUCCUAAUUUAUCUAUCUUUUAUAAGACGUUGGACCGUGAUUUUUCCCUUCCUAAGUCAAACUAAAGCAUAAUUGAACUACUAAAUUAGCACGGAAUGCAGGAUAGCAACUAGAGUCAGUUUAUGUUGGACCACAGAUGUGAAUGGGGUUCUAAAUCCUGUUCCCGAGACUUGAGAUGUUUCAUAUCCAUGGGUAGUUUUAGAGUCUGCAUGCAGCAUCUUUUCUUGGCUUGUGCUUGUGGCCAGGAGUGGGGGACUUCAGAGAGCACAUACUUCCAAUGCAAUCUAUUUGUCUUCUCGGGAGCCCUCAAAUUAUUAAUAUGGCACUGUGCUGUUAUUAAGAUGCUCAUCUUGGAGUUCGGUGCUUUCCAGGGGCUCCUAACUCACUCCUAGCAUGAAAGAAUAUUGGUCCAAACUUUCCUGGCUCAUCAGUGUAAGGAGGGAGUGAGUGUGGCCUAUGAGAAAUGCAAAUCCAAUACUUCAGAUUAUUGGAUAUUCAGGGCUAGUUUGGUGACAAAUGUCGAACUGCAGUAACCUGAAAGCAUUUACUUUCUUAAAAAUUCACUUACUGAAAUGUAAGAACUUAGUAACGCUAAAAGGAUUGACUAAAAACUUGGAAUACCUAAUGUCAGGUAGAAUUUUUCCCAUUUGAUUUUUUUCCCAUUUGAUUGUUUUUAUGUUACCUUUUGUUACCUUUCCAGAUAUACUGUAAAGUAUUUUUAGCAAUCUCACCAGUUUAGUGUGUUUUGUUGAUGGUUUUCAGUGCUUUCCCAUAAAGUAUUUUAAAAAUUGUAGCUAUAGGCAUUUCAGAUGUGUUUUCACAGUAAUUCGUGAAAUACUGAAGCUAGUUAUAAACUUGUCUAAAAUGUUGCUUGUAGAAUAAGUAAACUGAAUAUGAAAUUUUUAUGAAAACAGUACUUUUUUGCGUUUUUAAAUGCAUGGAAACAAACCCUCAAUGUGUUCAUUUUCAGUGGGAUAGAUUUUAAUAGGUCUUUUCCAUCUUGAACUUCCUUAAGAUACUCUGAAAGUUAAUAUAAUUGAAAUUUGGAGGCAUCCUUAUUAAUGACCUCAGCCUGACUCUUAAAAGCAUUGCGAGAAGUUUCUUCUGUUUGGAGCAGCAGCCCUUUUUUCCUAAUUGAAGGAGCUAUUCGGAAAACCAUUCAGAGAUAUAAGCACAGCCUGCUUACUUAAAAAAAACCCUCUGCUCUAAUGUAAAGAUUGUUGUACGCACAAAUCACAUUGAAAGAAAAAAAGCAACUUUGUAAAUGUGGGUAAAAACUCAAGUGAAUUUGUGUGUGAUCCCUUGAGUGGAGAAUAAAAUGCCCAUAAUAAGAGGUAUGAGAUUCAAAAGGAACUGGACUGUGUUACUACAUACACAUGUGGAUAAAGUUUUUCCAUUUGUUUGGGUAAAUGAUUUGUCUAGAGCUUCCAUUGUUCCUAGAUUUACUAGUGUGCUUUUAUGUCUCAAUUUCUGUAGAGUAAAGCAUAGCUGUAUAAUUUGAUUGAAUUUACAUGCUAACUGUAUGUGGGACGUUAAGUGCUUGACUUGAAAGAAUUGCAGUGAGAAUAAAGAUACUGUUCUUGACUUUAAGUAAAAACUGUGUAGAUCCUUGAACAGGAAUAAGUGUGGAGGGUCCUGUAUGUAAAUUGAACAAAAAAAUGGGAGAGGGGGAAUAAAGUAACAUAAUAAAAGUGAGAAAAGUGUGAUUUAAUUUCAUAUUUACAGCAGAUUCACAGAAAUAACUUUAAGUCUUGUUCUACAUGAAAACCACAAAGCAACUAAUUUUUAAUAGAAGAGGUGGAAAUACCAGUUACAUUAAUGUCUUGGAUUUUUGGAACUGAAUUUAGCUUUGUGCGGAUGGCCAAAGAAUAGCAAAAAAACUGAAAUGAAGUAAUGUUUUAAAAAUAUUUUUAAACUCUUGGGUUGUGUAGUGGGAUCACUGCAGUUGGAUAUAUCUCUUUUAUGUUGUUUUUAUGAAGUUAAUAUGUAGGACUUCAUUUUGUGGCUGAAUACAGUAACUGUAUACAGUGUACACACACCAUGUAAGUAUGUAAUAGCUGAUUUUAAGGUUGUUAGCCUCUCAUCAAACUAGUGAGAAUUCAGUCUUAAACCAGAGUGCAUCAUAGACAGAGAAGCACCAAACAGAAGACCAUGGUAAAGGAAAAUGAAAUAGUACAUAUCUAUUAGUAGUAAUGGGAUGAGAUUAAGGUAUUUUCGUUAAUUUUUUGCCUUAAUUCACUGUAAUCAAUUUUUUGUGUGUGACAGGGAAACUAGUUUUAUUAUUAGUUAAAGAAAGAAAGAAAAAAAAUCCCCAACAAAACACCUCUCCCAAAGAAAUCCCCAAACCCUAAAUACUUCAGUGUACAACCCAACCCCAAGCAAAAUGUGUUUUCCCACUUUAAAUAAGAAUGUAUACUUAAGCAAGGUAGAAGAGAAAAUAAAUCUAAAAUGAUGUAAAAACCAGAAGGGUUUACUGUAAUUCUUUUUGCAUCUGUUAGCUCUUGAUGUUCUGGUCAUUUUAAAGUGUUGUUUUUUUGGUUUUUUUUUUUAAAGAGUUCCAUUACUGUUCAUUAUUUGUUAUAAAAGGAUUUAUUCAACUAAAUUUAUUUAUUGUUACUAAUUUUCCAAUAUUUUUAUAUAGUGUAAAAUUGCAUGAAAAAACACUGUAUAAACCAGCUAUUGCAAUACUGUAGAAUGCAGUCUUUGAACUGCUAGCUGAAUUGAUCUUCCAGGCUGCUUACAAAUGUUUUAAAUAUGUUUGCUAAUGAAAAUUUGAGAUAUUUGCGUGCAUAUUUAAAAUAAUCCAGUACAUGCCUUGCUGCAGAUACGAAUAGCCUUUUGCCCUCCUUGCUGCUCCUUGGUCCUGCUCUCUCUCUCUGUGUUCCCAGGCAGGAGACACAGGUAAAGGCAGGUAAAGGAGACUCUCUGAGAAUUAAUGAUUCUGCUCAUUUCCGUGUGGAAGGAAAGAAGAGCAAGAAGGGGCAGUAGAGCAAGACUCUUCAUACAUAGGGUAAUUUGUGCUGCAGACACAGAAGGUAGUUCAAUAAAUGUUCUCAUUAAGUGAGUUUAGAAGAAAUGCAUAACCUAGAACAAAUGGGUAAGAAGUGUGUUAAGGGGUUUAGAUGUCUGAAUAACAUGAUUAUGGUUUACAUUCUUGGUAAUAGUUGGGCCAAGAGGGCAAGUAUUUCAAGUGGUGAAAAAAAAUGUCCACUAAAAUGUUCAGCCAAAUUUUGUAUGAGCUUGAUCUGUCUGUUCACUUUCUGCAGUUACCAAGAAGGUUACAUGCAAGCCAGUAAAAAAAAUGGAAAAUAGUGUUCUUCGUGAUUUCUCCAGGAGAGAUGAUAUACACAGUUGCUUUAAAAAGAAGCAAGACUAUUCAUAUGUACUUUUUCUUGGAAGAAAAUAUAAAAACUGCUAUUACAAAGAUGGGAAAAACAGUCUUUUAAAAUGCUAACUUUCUUCAUUCUUUGACAUGAUAGCACUGUGUUGUUCCAUAUAUUAUGUUCUGCUUUUAAGGGUGAGAGCAUGUGAAAGGUAAGCCACAGAUGCAGUUUUAACUUCAAAUAAAAAGCUUUUCCCAGAAGACACACCUGUAAUAAUGAAACAGUAGUUCAUCUUCAGUUUUGUUUAGGCAUGGAACAUUGUGUUUCUAGAAUUUAGCAUUGUACCAGUUCCACAUCUGACAUUUUCAGAACCAGAGCUGUGCCAAAUCCCACAAAUAAAGUUCUUGCCUUAGUUUGUGAAGCGUGCAUUUACUGCAAUUCAAAAACUGAAUGUUCAAGAGUUUUGAAAGAAAAUGUAUGGAAGAAUUGUCAUCUGUUGAAUUGCUGGUUUAAAAGUGAAAAUUGUCAACUUGGCAGCAGGGAUGUCUGUACUUCUAAAAUUAUUUUAGGCUAUGUGUCAGUUUAUUAUUGACAUGUUAAACUUUGUGUAGUUCUUGUAAUACCACUUAAUGCAUGUUUGACGUUUUUCUUGCAUCACACUUGUGUAGUUUCAUAUAUUAUUCACACUGAUGAAUACAACUGUCUGUAGAUGGGGGGGGUACCAGAGCAUUUGUUUAGUAUUAUGCAACUUGUUUAGGAGGAUUUGUCAUUGACAAGCUUGUUUUCUGUCUUGUGUUUACUCUAGAUGUUCUGAACAACGUACACUUUUUCUACUUUAUAUAGGGAAAAAGUAGCAAGUAAUGAAAAAGUAGUUAUUAGGAAAGUAAAUGGAAGUCCUGAAUGCUUCUUACUGUUUCUAAAAUGAUAGCUGCCUCAGGAGAAUAAAAUCACUUGGUAUUCUUUCUGCAUUAUUAUUCUAGACUUCUCCCUGCUUACAGCACACUUAAGGAUCAUUAUUCAAGGUUACAAACGAAACGUUUAAUUUCUGUCUGAUUUUAAUCCUAACUGUAUUUACAAGGCAGUAAAUUAAACACAAAUGUUUCGAUGUUUGCUCUGAAUAGUACUCUUAACUCCCCAAGUUGUAUUAAACAUAAGGAAAAAUAAUUUGUUUGAGUUUCAUAGUUUUUAAAUACUGAAUUAGCCAGUCCCCUGGGGAUGCAGUGGGGGUGGAGGAAGCACAGAUUUGUGGAGAAGUCAUACUCUUGUUUUCAGUUGCAUUAUGUUCCUGGGCAUGCGUUUUUUACUCUUUACAUUGGGCUCAUUUGUUACAAAGAUUUAAUAAGAUACAUCAUUAGUGGUAUUUCAUCCAGGUAUAAGUUCGUUGCUACAUUGUAAAAAUAGAAUUAGUUAGUUUAGGCACAUUUACUUUACUGGACAUCAUGGCAUGUAGCAUAAAUAUCAGAAAUAGGGUAAUUCAAGUGUUGGUAGUUACUGGUGAUAUGUUGUUGUGCCUUUAAGCCUGGUUGGAUAAAAGAUGAUACAUAUUGAGCAUAACGAUGUCUUAAAACUACGUGCCCAGAACCUUGAUGCUGAACUUGCAUUUCUGCUUUAUUGCUGUGGUAAUCACAAAAAUACUCACAGGUUUGAAAGUUUUCAUCUAGAUAUAUAGAGGUGGGUAAAGAUUGAUUAUUGUAUGUUUCUUGGUUUUGAGGUCUUGUGUGGGAAAACUGGUAUUGUAGAAUCUUCUUUUUAUUAUUACUUAAAAAUCUCCUGUUUAUUUUAAACUGUCUUGUAUAUUUAAAACUGUCUAGUGUAAAGGAAGCCAAAUGAUGUAUCUUGAAAGAAUGUGGGAAAAUUAUUUCACCGGAGGUCUUACUUGAGUUCUGAAUCAUUUACUGGUUCGACACUGAGGACAUGGUGUCUUAACUCUAACCUUACACUACAAUUAUACUGAAAAUUGUGCAAGCUUCUGCCAAACUUUAGAAGUGGUGUGAGGAUGUAAGGUAAUAUACUGACUGUAGGAUUGGGCCAAAUUAUUGAUAUUUAAUGCUUGUCACCAGCCCGCUCUGAUUAUCCUAAUCCAUUCCUUUUAGGAUUUUUUUUCCUUUUCUGUACUCUAGGUUUUCUUUUGUUGUAAAAGGCUUUAUGUUUUCCUGAUGAUAUGGAAGAGAUGAGCUGUAUGAAACUUUAUUUGGGGGUUCUAACACUAAACUUGAUGGAAAUGGUUUAAAGCGAGGGAAAUAUGUCAGAUGCACAGUAAAACCCAGUUCUUUCUAUGAUUACAGGUUGUUACAUACCUCUUCAUAUGUGUUUUGUUAGUAUAUAUCAUGAAUGUAUUCUUAACCUGUUGUGCCUUUAAGAAGGAUUUAUGUCUCUUUCUGAAGGGGGCAAAAAAUUUUGUUCUGGAUUAAUUUCAUAUCAUCAUUUCUCUUUUGUGUAAUUGCACAAUAAUGAAGUGACAGAGAGUACAUGAGAACUUAAUAGAUAGUUACUCUUUCUGAACUCACAGAUGUGUGCAAAUACUAAUACAGAAAAGUAAAAGUAGAUAAGCGCUCUUCAUGGAUUUACAGAUGGGGGAAUAGUAUUGUGGAAGAGCAGGAAAAUGUGGCUUUAUCUCAUCUUUCACUUUGCCGCUUUUAAUAAUUGGGGAACUACCAUAGAAUUAAAAACCCCAAAUACGACUCUUACAAACUUCAUCUAAAAUUCGUAAAUGUUUCAGAGUUCUGCAAUAAACAAAAACUAAUUCAGUGUAAACAUUCAAAUAAAAUACAUGCUUUAAUGGAAAAACUAAUUCUGAAAGCCUGUGUAUUAUUAAGAUAAGAAGAGUAAUGUUAUUGGGGAGUUAGGUGUAUUUUCUCGUAUCUUUACUUUUUAACUACAUGACCUUAAAGGAAAGGAGGUGAAAUUAAUGACAUGCAGGGAAAGGCUAAAUAUACAAGACAAAAUUUCCUGGGAAAGGACUGAAGUUCAAAUAUGUGGAACUUAAGUACCAGUGAUUCCAGUAGAGUACUUCUGUCACGAGUUUAGAGAACUCCUGCUUAGAAAUAGGUGCCGCCAAAUCUGGUCCUGCUCUUAUGGCAGGAAAAUGUCAUCUUUGCCUUGAUUGUGACAAACCAAUAAUAGGAUUAUCAGGAUUUAAGUUUAUGAAGAACAUAGUUAUCUUGCUACAGUGAUAAAUUUGAAUGGCUGAAGAAUCAGCAUCUUAGGUAAGUUUGUCUGCUGAGUUGGUAUAUGUACAGCUGCAUGAUUGUCACAGUCUUCCCAGGACUUGGAAUAUGGUAGUGCCUUUGGUUGUUUCAGCAGAUGCUUCAUGUGCCUCAGUUGAUAAAGUUCAUUUAUGGCUGCACAGAUGCUUUUCAAUGUCAUCUUUUCUGCUUAGCAAAUUCUCUCAGGUAGUGACAGCUACCUCAGUUGUGGGUUGAGAGUGGUGCUGUCAUGGGAUGCUUGAAUCAGCAUUUGCUCCCAUCAGCUGCACUCAGCUUAGUUUAUACCCGUUCAGUCAUUACAGUUCACUUCCAAAUAUUACUUUUCAUUAAUGAAAGUUGUGUUCUCAAUGAGGUAUUGAUCUGAGCAAGUUUGAGUAGACACUUAAGAAAAUAUAGAAAAUGCAAACUAGUUACAUUUGUACUGUUAAUAAGACAAAUUCCUUUAAUAAUUCCAGGUGUGUUAAAGAAAAUUAAUCACUUGGAUGGUUCUAAUUCCCUAAGUUUGUAAUAAAGAUACUUGGAUUUUGUUUCACCUCCAUUUUCUGAGGUUCAUCUUUAAACUGUUUGGACAUCUGCAUCUAUUUUAGCUUUCACAGCUUGAUGUAAACUAGAGUCCUUCACACUUUAUGGAUAAAUAUACCCUGUCAGGACAUACUCAUCAGUCAGAUGCUGAUCAGAUACAAGAUUUUGCAGAGUCCAGAAUGAAAGUAAGUGUAAAAGUUUUUAAGUAAGAUGGAAGUAAAGUUACGAGUAGACCAGAACAAGAUUGAGCAGAAUAGGAGAGCAAACUGCUUUGAAGGUGGUCUGUAAAAAGUAGUGCGAAAGAAUCUGAUUAUAAGUACAUGUUCUGUUAAUCUUUCAAAGAAAUGGAUGCACCAGGAUGCAGAACUUCAGUUUGAAAUGCAGACUUCUUUGGAGGAGCUGCUGCUUGCUUAAGUGGAGUUUCUUUUUCAAGACGUUGCAAGUAAUGUUUGUAAUGUAUUAGCAUGGAUGUUUUUUACUUGUGUACAUCAAAAGUCACAAACAGGUAACUGAAGUAACAGCUUUUAUGUUUUUGUCUCUGUGUGUAACCAUUUUCUCAUUAAUGUGUUGAUAUUUGCAAACUUGGCACCCAAGAUAAUUUUGAUAGCUUGUUUGUAAAUUAGUAUUUUUAAUGUCAGAAUUAUAGUGCAAGCUUGCAUCUUGAAAUCUGAAUGAGCUAUGAUGAAAAACGGUGCCAGCAAUCAAUCUCUUUGAUUAAAAAAAUCUUUUGUUUUGAAUAUGAUGCCAAGUUACUGCCUUUGUAUAUAAGAUGAUACCAAAAAGGAGUUCCUCACUUCUCACACUGUGGUCUUGGCCUAGUCCUGUGCAAAGGAGUGUCAUCACUGAGGCCUUUACUUUGCUCUCAGUUGGAGAAAAUGGUAACCAGCUGGGGUGACUCUAUGGGGGGUAUAUGGUGGAAUGGUUAAUAGUAUUCCUUACACUCACUAAGAUGCCUGAUCUGUUAUUCAGACUUGAAAUUAUUUCUAAUAUAGUGCUUUUCAGUCCUCUUUGCCACAGGUUAGUAGGUAUUCGCUUUGCUCUACAUAUGACAGCUGAGCUUAAUGCUUUUAAAAAAUGUUUGAUAUUAACUUAGAAAGCUAUUUCACUUUGGGUAGGAAGAAUAGCUUUUAUCUUGCAGGUUUUAGUGACUUCUACUAAAAUAAGCAGUGCUGUACUUAGAAUUUACAGCAUUCUAUGGUACUAUAAAGCUGAAAUAAAUCCUGAUAGUGCAGUAUCAGGAAUAUGCCCAGUUGUGCAGGGAAAGGACAAAGAGCUGAGUUUGAGUCCCAGCUUGCCAGACAGAGAGUAGCAAAUAGAGAAAUGGUUCCUUUAUUCAACGUUGCUUUGUGAGUUUUUUCAGAAACAGGUAAGUCUCUGUCAGUAUACCAGUAUGGGGUAGAAGAUUCGCAGGAUACCCUGCAGUUUAUGAAUGCUGUUUGUUGUCUUUGUCUUGAAAUACAGAUUCCAUUUCCGGUGUAUUUCAAAUCUAAUGUAAGAUUUUCUGUUUUCUACCUAAUAUGAUUUUAUUAUGGUGGAAGCCAGAAGUUGAUAUUCUGCAUUUGUUAUAGAGUAAUCUGUGAUGAAAGUUGUCAUCCAGUAGAGUUAGUACAGGAAGGAAAUUACUUAAUUGCACAAAAAAUCACAGAUCUUUUGACAGGACCAGAGGCAACGGGUACACACGGAAACACAGGGGGUUACUUCUGAGCAUCAGGAAACAUUUUUACUGUGAGGGGUGACCAAGCACUGGCACAGGCUACCCAGAGAGGUUGCGGAGUCUCCAUUCUUGGAGAUGCCACAAGCCGUCUGGAUGUGGUUGGUCCUGGGCACUGGCUCUAGGUGGCCCUGCCUGAGCCGAGGAGUUGGACCAGAUGAUCUCUAGAGAUCCCUUCUGACAUUAACAUGUCCAUGAUUCUGCCACUGAAGCACAAUUUUGAAUUUAUUAAACUUUAUAUGAAUGAAUUAACAGUUAAACCCUAUUACAUGUUUAGGUAUUUGAAUCCUUAAAUACUAGGUUUCAUUUCAAUGUGGCUGUAUGUACUGGGUAGUAUUGUCAAAUUUUACUUUUUCAAAUGAAGCGUGUCAAAGAUGAAAGCUCUUGGAGUGCAUAAGUUGUUGUUAAUAAAGACUGUGUGACCACGUCUUGCCCUGCCCUUCCCCCAGCACAGUCUUACAGCUUCAGAGAUUUUAGCCCCACAAAGAUAAUCAGUUCUGCUGUCAUUAUUUUGGAAGAGGAAGUUAGGACACUGGCCUAACUUGGCACCUGCUGCAAAAAUGACAGGUAAGGAACCUUACAGGAGGGAAUGGGGAGCGUUGUGUGAAGUUCUGUAAAGUAGAAUUGCAAACACUUCAGAAGCUGUGUAUUAGUGAGUUUCACAAUUCCUUUGGAAUACUGGGUUGUUAUUUUUUAAUUAGAGAAAAUUGGACUAUGCACAGUAUAGGAAGUUUUAUGUGAAACUAGAUUCCCCCUUAGGUUUUGGAAGAUAGAAAAUGUCCUCAAACUAGUGAGGUCAUCACUACUAUAUAAAAGCUUAUGCUGAUUUUCUGUAGUCUUAAAACUAAGAUAUGAGAAAACUGUCUCUUAGGUUUGCAUAUGCACAUUUUUGGUACUUAAAAACAAUUUAAUUUUUUUUAAAUAAAAAAAUGCAUCUUAAUAGAAGUAUGUCUAUUUAAACAUCCCUGAAAUCUUAGUGGUUCUCUUAACUCCUUGCAUAAAUUUAUAUUUGUUUGCAUUGUGUGUAGCACAAUGGUAUCCUGGCUUCUGUUAAAGUAGUAGAGCUGUACUGAUCCUACUUAACUCUGUGCUAGCUGUGCUGGUUUAACGAUACUUGUUUACAGCAGACUUUUCUAAAUCUGUAUGUGUGAUAGGUGACCUCAGAGUUUCCAGAACCUGGCAGAACUAUCUCAUGAAAUUUUAACUGUAGCUUCCAGUGCCAAGUGCAGCAUUUUCAGAUGCUUUUCAUCUGUCAGGUUUCUUAAGUUUCCUUUGUGAAGUCACAUCUAUACAUCAUUAUUUCUAGGUGAAAGAGAUUAUGAGGGUUAAAGGUUAUUCUCUUGUUCCUUCAACAGUUUUGUACUUUUUAGCUGUUCAUGAUAAAGUAUCACAAAAUGCUCAGAUCUUCAUAUUUGUGUAACCUGUCAUGUGAGUUCUGAAUGGAGAAAAUAACACCAUUACUUGGACAUUUUUACAAGUUGCUCAGCAUAAACAUAGUCAUUGAAAGUAAAAAUCUAAAAUUGAAAGAUAUUUCUGCUGCUUCAAUGACAACAUUUGUAAAAUUAUGAAAAUCAGUGAUGAGCCAGCUAUUCUGGUGCUGCAGGUUCCUCAACUUGAAAUGGGAGUGUCAUAGAGGGGAGGGGGCUGUAUUUAAAAAUACAGGAUUUAGUUGCUGUUUCAUACAGGAUUAUCUUAAUGACUUGGACUACUGUUUCACAAUGCACAAAAUUUUGCAAAAAAUAUAAUGUGUGUGUAUAUAUAUGAAAAACCCACUUGAUGCUAUUGUGUCUUGCAUCUAGGAAUGUAAUGACUUGCAAAUGAACAAUUUUAUUAAUUUUACAAAGUGCUUACAAAUUUUAGUAUCUUUGAAUUCAGACCUUGCUGGAGCUGUACACAUGAAAACUUCUGUGUCUUCUGUUUAAAUGCUUUCAGACAUGCUCAUCAUUCCUUAAAUACUGAAGAAAUCAUCUAAUUUCUAUAUGGUGAAGAUCUGCAAUCCAAACAAAACUGAAACAAGUGUCCCUUGAUCGCAGAUUGUCACUGGCAUGUGUUCAUUACCUGGCCACUAGUAACUGCCACCAUUUGUUCUUUUUUGAAAUCUGAUCCCAGAAGAGGAAUAUUACUGCAUUCACAUUCCUCAUUCUGUGUAAGAUGCUAACUUCAGGUACCCUACACCUUGUAACUUGAAAGUUGUGAAAUGGAUGUAAAAUAUUUUUAAUGAUCUUGCAAAGGAAAUUGAAUGCCUGGUUGGCUUAGGUCAAGUAGUAUUUUCCCUUUUGUUUCUAGGAACUUAAUUCUUCCUUUGAGCUCCAUUUUGGUAUUUUUUUUCCCCUUAAAUGCUUGCUUGCCUCUACUUCUCUGCAAGUAUAUGCACUUAUUAAGAGAAUUUGACAAACACAGGUUUUGAAAAAUUGUGCUGCAGUUAGUCUCCUAUAAUCCCUGGCUGCUAUGCAGUGAUGCCAGGUAACAAUUGCUUUAGUCUCUAAUGGUUUUAUUGUCCUCAGCAGGGACUACUCAUAAUUAUAAGAUGAGCGGGUUUGGCCAGGCUAAAGUUAAAACUAAGAGAAGAAUGAGGAGGAUAAGAUUGUCUGACCAUUUAAGAAUAUCUAGCACUGUAUCUUCUGCUAGUAUGUCAGCAGCCAACAUUGUUAUCUGUUACCUUUUGAUAGGUAAGCCUGAACAAAUGCAAACAUGAACACAGCUCUGCGGAUCAUCUCGGGUUCCCUUUGGAAACCCCAAAUAAGUGACCACAAGGGAUUGUGUGUUUUCCUGACAACAGCUCGGCAUUGGAGUUCUUCUUUCUGUGUGCUGGAUAGUGGUUCUGCUACUCUCAAAAUCAUACCUGUGCCCGCUGGUGCAAAAUGUCAUAUGGUCACUUCAGUGGAAGUCAGAAUUUACCUGUGCUGCUCUUGUGUGUUGCUAGGUUACUUUUAUAAUCUUAAAAAUGCAGAUGAAGACUGGCUUGUGCAGAAUCCUUCUGCUAUCUUAUGCAGACAAAAGGGAAUCCUAAACCAGGGUUUAGUUCAAGCCGGAACCAUACUUCCUGGAAGUAUCUGUCUCCAUUGAAUGCAUCAGGUUUCAAGGAAAGCCGCUGGUGGCUGCCCCACCCUCAGAACUGAGGCUGUUACAUUGUGAUGAUGUGCAAAAUGCUGCUCUGCACCUUGGAGUUACAAGGACCACCAGGUGCUCUUGGGCAGACAAAUAAUCACACCUGGCUGAAGGUAGGAGAAGGACAAACUGAUCAUUCUCAGUUAAGCUGCUUUCUCUCUGCUUGUAGGCAGGGCAGACCUGUGAGACCUGAGGGAAAGGGCUGUUUGAAAUGACAAAAAAGAACACACACAGCCUGGAGGUAGUGUGUCCCCCACCAAUGCCUCAGCUUAGAAAAGACAUGAGAAGAACGUGAAUACAUCUGCCUGUGAGCUCCAAGUCCCCUUCCUACAUGAAGGAGCAAUGCAGUGGACAUAAAUUGAAGACUUCACCAGAACCUCACGCAGUUAAAUCCUGCAGUGGGAACUGAACUAAGCUGAUGCAGUUGUAGAUCCUGGUGGCAAAGCAGCUUUGCAGAGGCUGAUGUGGGGUCCUGAGGGACAAGUGAAGAUGAAGGUGUCCACCCCCACGAUAGGCUCCAUUAGAAGAUCGUGGCUGAGCAGGGGCCAGAAAAGCAAUCUCUCUGUUGAGCACUUCUGAGAUGGCAGCUGAAACACUGUGCCCAGUUUAGAGCUCUUGAAGACAAGAAGAUGUGGGAACAAACCCCAUGGAAGCCACUGGGCACUCAGAAGGCUGUGGAGCACAGGAGCCAUGAGGCCAGGCAGCAGGGGUUUUUCCAGCCGGAGAACAGGAGGUGGGGAUGGUUAAGAGAUCCUGUUAAUCUGGCUGUGUAAGACAAGUGCGUAGAGAAGAUGGAGCCAGGCUCAUGGCAGUGGUGCGCAGUACAGUGGCAGUUUUGUACCAUUGUUUCAGUGCAUGGAAGUGUUGCACCAUACCACUAAUAAAAACAGUGCAAGGCAGUACUGUGUGGCUGUACUUACCUGGACUACCUGCACUGUGGAACCAUU
Molecule: messenger RNA, 18294 nt
Organism: Motacilla alba alba
Lineage: Eukaryota; Metazoa; Chordata; Aves; Passeriformes; Motacillidae
Gene: PSPC1
Product: paraspeckle component 1
Exons: 13
Coding region: 110-1693 (527 amino acids)
Biological process (GO): regulation of DNA-templated transcription
Cellular component (GO): nucleus
Molecular function (GO): RNA binding
Source: RefSeq, a predicted model, not a curated record